AGAAAUAUAAAUAUUUAAAAAAUACCUCGUUUCACAAAUAGUACACACAGAAAAAUUCAGGUCCCCAAUCGUUAUGAACAAUAGGCAGUCGUAUCAGGGCCGUCCACUGUCCUCGCAGAGCACCGACUUCCUGUUCUACCUGCCCGGAGCCCUGCGUCCUGUUCUGUUCCUGUUCUACACCCUGGAAACGAUGUGCAACAUAACCUGCCUGGCCUAUCACAUCUCGGGCUUUCAGACCGUGAAUCUGGAGACCUUUGGCCUGGGUGGUCGGAUCCACGACCUUUAUCUGGGUACCUUCUACUUGUUCCUGGUGCUUACUUCCUUCCAGAGCGUGGCCAUUUGUACGGGUCACACGCCCAAUGUCCUGGUGGAGAUCUACAAGGCCUCGGCGGCCGCAGUAGCCUUCAUCCUGAUUUCCCUGACCACCUUGUGGAAUGCCGAGCGGCAAUCGCACUUGUUUGUGGGUGCCAUCGAUCGAGAACGCUACUCGAUACACAGUGUUUACAAUGAGGACCCGCCCAGUCACCCGAUCUUCAAAUUUAUGAGGGGUCAGUCCAUCUCCUCGCUGUGCUGCGGACUGAUCUACAUGCUCCAUGCGGCCAUCAUGAUCGACGUCAAGUUGACCUCGAGGUUCAACGACCGCGGCAAACACGCCCCCAUCCCCCUUUUCGUCCUGGGUCGGGCUGUUCAUAGCAGGCUAAAUAGGUACGCGUGGUUCCAGGAGUUCUGCGAGAACGACUCCAUUGACAUUUAGAUUUGAAAAAUAGGAAAAGUUGGAACUUAAUAUGUCCUGCUUAGGAUAAUACUGAGCUGCUUUUAUCGAGUCUUAUUUUUAAAUUGUUUAUAUGGCUCUUCGUAAAGAAUUUAAAAAUAGGAUUUAAAUAAUAAA
Molecule: messenger RNA, 889 nt
Organism: Drosophila takahashii
Lineage: Eukaryota; Metazoa; Arthropoda; Insecta; Diptera; Drosophilidae
Source: RefSeq, a predicted model, not a curated record